This is a messenger RNA of Neltuma alba, 649 nucleotides long. RefSeq lists its product as uncharacterized. NCBI's taxonomy places the organism in Eukaryota, Viridiplantae, Streptophyta, Magnoliopsida, Fabales, Fabaceae. The transcript is spliced from 3 exons. The record is from RefSeq and is a predicted model, not a curated record. The coding region runs from base 20 to 526 and encodes 168 amino acids.
UGAGAAUGUGUGUAACAGGAUGUCUCAGAUCACAGAGGAGAUCAGAGCGAAAGCAGAGAUGUACCAUGGAGAUGAAAUGUGCCAAGUCAAAUCCAAGGAAUUGUUGAAGGAAAUAAGUCUGCCCAACGGGCUUUUGCCCUUGAAAGACAUGGAGGAAUGCGGGAUUGUGAGGGAGACUGGGUUCGUGUGGCUGAAGCAGAAGAAGAAGUCGACCCACAAGUUUGAGAAGAUUGGGAAGCUUGUUUCGUACGAGCCUCUGGUGACGGCGGAGGUUGAGCAUGGAAAGAUCAAGAAGCUGAAUGGGGUGAAGACGAAGGAGGUGUUGAUUUGGGUGUCACUGAGCGACAUUUAUGUGGAUGAUCCGCCCACCGGCAAGAUCACAUUCAAGACACCGGCAGGGCUAUUCAGAUCAUUCCCAGUUUCGGCUUUCGUAAUUGAGGAAGCGGAAGCCACCGCUGAGACUGCAACGAAGGAAGACAAGCCGGUCAGAGAGGUGGACGCCACUGUGGAAGUCAAAGAGGUCUGAAUCUGUGUUAUUGUGUCUUCUCUUGUUGUCUGCCUUCUUGCUCUUUGUCCUAAAGUCAGCUAGCUUUCAUCCUUAAUUAUUAAUAAUAAUCCUGCUAGUGAUAAACUUGCGCUCUUCGCUCCA